Messenger RNA from Peromyscus eremicus (cactus mouse), 3149 nucleotides. RefSeq names its product polypeptide N-acetylgalactosaminyltransferase 3 (gene Galnt3). The coding region runs from base 275 to 2176 and encodes 633 amino acids. NCBI's taxonomy places the organism in Eukaryota, Metazoa, Chordata, Mammalia, Rodentia, Cricetidae. Gene Ontology annotation, cellular component: Golgi apparatus. The record is from RefSeq and is a predicted model, not a curated record. The transcript has 11 exons.
UCCCUCGGCAGCCCCCGGGGCAAGGGUCUAGCCCGAGUGAUCUCCCCUCACCCCGGGCCGAAAGUCCGGCUGAUCCCCGGCUGGUCCUCGGGAAGGCGGGUCUCCCGCCCAGGCGCUGCGCGAGGCUCGCCAACUUGGGCUAGCAGGUUGCCUGCCGGCUCCCGGGUAUUACUAUUUAAAGAAAUCUUUUUACCAGCACAUCUAUGAUAAAAAGUACAAGUAACAAAGGACACCGCAACUGCUCUCUGUCAAGUAACAAGCAUUUAAUGCCAGAAUGGCUCACGUAAAGCGACUGGUAAAAUUGCACAUUAAAAGAUAUUACCAUAAAAAGUUCUGGAAGCUUGGCGCAGUCAUCUUUUUCUUUUUAGUAGUUUUGAUUUUAAUGCAAAGGGAAGUCAGUGUUCAGUAUUCCAAGGAGGAAUCCAAGAUGGAGAGGAACUUGAAAAACAAGAACAAAAUGUUUGACUUUAUGCUCGAAGCUGUAAACAACAUUAAAGACGCAAUGCCAAAGAUGCAAAUCGGAGCGCCUGUCAAGCAGAGCGUCGCCAUCCCCGAGAGACCCUGUUUGCAGGGGUACUACACGGCGGCAGAGCUGAAGCCCGUUCUGGACCGCCCGCCUCAGGAUCCCAAUGCACCUGGUGCUUCUGGCAGGCCUUUCAAGAUCACCCACCUCAGCCCAGAGGAGCAGAAGGAGAAAGAGCGCGGGGAAACAAAGCACUGUUUCAACGCCUUUGUGAGUGACAGGAUUUCUUUACACCGUGACCUUGGACCUGACACCCGCCCACCUGAAUGCAUUGAACAGAAAUUUAAGCGCUGCCCUCCCCUGCCUACCACCAGUGUCAUAAUAGUCUUUCACAAUGAAGCGUGGUCCACGCUGCUUAGAACUGUCCACAGUGUGCUGUAUUCUUCACCUGCAAUACUGCUGAAGGAAAUCAUCUUGGUGGAUGACGCUAGUGUAGACGACUACUUGCAUGAAAAGCUAGAGGAAUACAUAAAACAAUUUUCUAUAGUGAAAAUAGUGAGGCAGCGAGAAAGAAAGGGCCUCAUCACUGCUCGGUUGCUAGGGGCAGCCGUAGCAACCGCGGAGACGCUCACGUUUCUGGAUGCUCACUGUGAGUGCUUCUAUGGUUGGUUGGAACCUCUGCUGGCCAGAAUAGCUGAGAACCACACGGCAGUGGUGAGUCCAGAUAUUGCAUCCAUAGAUCUGAAUACAUUUGAGUUCAGCAAGCCUUCUCCAUAUGGAAGCAACCAUAACCGUGGAAAUUUUGACUGGAGCCUCUCCUUUGGCUGGGAAUCACUUCCUGAUCAUGAGAAGCAAAGAAGGAAAGAUGAAACCUACCCAAUUAAGACUCCUACCUUUGCAGGAGGCCUUUUUUCUAUAUCUAAAGAAUAUUUUGAGCACAUUGGAAGUUACGAUGAAGAAAUGGAAAUCUGGGGAGGAGAAAAUAUAGAAAUGUCAUUCAGAGUGUGGCAAUGUGGUGGGCAGUUGGAGAUUAUGCCUUGCUCUGUUGUUGGACAUGUUUUCCGCAGCAAAAGCCCUCAUACCUUCCCAAAAGGCACGCAGGUGAUUGCUCGCAACCAAGUUCGCCUUGCGGAAGUCUGGAUGGACGAAUACAAGGAAAUAUUUUAUAGGAGAAACACAGAUGCAGCAAAAAUCGUUAAACAAAAAUCAUUUGGUGAUCUUUCAAAAAGAUUUGAAAUAAAGAAACGCCUUCAGUGUAAAAAUUUUACAUGGUACCUGAAUACUGUUUAUCCAGAAGUGUAUGUACCAGACCUUAAUCCUGUUAUAUCUGGAUAUAUUAAGAGCAUUGGUCAACCUCAGUGUCUGGAUGUUGGUGAAAAUAACCAGGGAGGGAAACCGUUGAUCCUGUACACGUGCCAUGGACUCGGCGGAAACCAGUACUUUGAGUAUUCUGCUCAGCGUGAAAUCCGGCACAACAUCCAGAAGGAGUUAUGUCUUCAUGCUACUCAGGGUGUCGUCCAGCUGAAGGCCUGUGUCUAUAAAGGUCACAGGACAAUCGCCCCCGGAGAACAGAUAUGGGAGAUUCAGAAGGAUCAACUUCUAUAUAAUCCAUUAUUUAAAAUGUGCCUUUCAGCAAGUGGAGAGCAUCCACACUUAGUGCCAUGUGACCCAUCAGACGUACUCCAAAAAUGGAUUUUUAGCCAAAACAAUUAAGUGUUCCUUAAAGUUAAGGAGUUGAAAAGGACAUACUCUUCCUCAUAAAACUGUGACUAGGCAUACACUGUAGUUGUUGAAAAUUAUGCAAAAGCAGCUAAUUGUAACUUAUUCCAAGUGCAUUUUCCUUAUUUAUGUCUUAAGAUGUCUAUGUAGUACUGCUGCAGAAAUCCUGGGGGUUUCUGUCUGGAAACAGAGCAACUAGAAAUACCAAAGACUAUUCUGAAAUGUCCAGAUGUAGAAGAGAGAUGUUUACAGUAUGAAGAAAAUAAUUUUCCUAGUAAAGUGAUGUGUGUUUGUACACUUGAGGAUAUGCAUAGCUACAUCCGCACAUUCACAGCUUAAUAUGUUUCCCUGAAUUUUAGGGGGAAUAGAAAAAGAUUUGAUACUGUAUUUUUAUAACUAUAUAGAAAUGGAUCAAUGAAGGUCAGCCAUUGGCCUUUCUGUACACACCAGGAAAUUUUUAUAGAUCUAGAAUUUAUUGUUUUAAAAUCCAGGUAAACUUUUGUUGUCUUCUGUUUACUUGUCUGUUGAAUAUUUCCUUGAACAUGAAGUUGAAUAUGGAGAGGACUAUUUUUAACAUUGAAAUUUUUAGAAAAUUUACAGAUCUUUUUUUAAUCUGAAGCCCACUCCUCCUGAUGCACAGGUGUCUUCCCCAAACGGCUUUUCUGAAGUGGCUACAUUGUGUGUUUUCCCAGAGCACUUUAAAAAAAAAAAAAAGACAAAAAAACUUUAUAAAUUAUUAGCUAUGGCUACAAGGGUUCCCUUUUUCCUUUCUAGUAGUCUUAUUUUCUUAGCAAAAUUCACUAAUCUUGAAUAUUUAUAAUACUGAAUUUCAAUAUACUUGACUCAAUUCUAGAUGUCGUUAUUGAUUCAUUAUAUAGAAUGUCUUUACAAGGAUUUUUCUCAUAAAAAAAAAUAGCCUUACUUUUAUCUACGUGGAAAACACAAUAAAAAAGAACCCUGAACACUA